AACAACAGAUGUUUUAAUGGAGCUCCACACACACACACACACACACGCGUGAUUCUCUGCUGGUUGUGUUUCGUCUCCUCAGAAACUCUGUAUUUCUUCGGAGACAACAAUGUGACGGAGUGGCAGCGUCUGCUGGACCAGUACGAGUCUCCUCCGUACGUCCUGCCUCACACCAGCGCAGCGCUCAGCUUCGGCAUCGCAGGUCCUGGAUCAGGAGUCCCCUUCCACUGGCACGGUCCUGGUUUCUCUGAGGUCAUCUACGGCAGAAAGCGGUGGUUCCUCUACCCGCCGGACAAGGAGCCGCACUUUCACCCGAACCGCACCACCCUGUCCUGGGUGACGGAGACCUACCCACACCUGCCGGAGGAAGAAGCUCCGCUGGAGUGCACCAUCUCACCUGGAGAGGUUCUGUAUUUCCCCGACCGCUGGUGGCACGCCACCCUCAACCUGGACACCAGCGUCUUCAUCUCCACCUUCCUCGGCUGAUCUUCUUCAUCAGCUCAGACUGAAGGAGGAAGAGUCUGUAUCUGAUGUCUGAAGCAGCAGCGUCACAAAGACAAUAUUCCAUUUGUUGCUGUCUCAUAACAUAACAAUAAAAAUGUAUUUAAUGACCAAAGGAGCCAAAGGAGACAUUUGUUCCAGUCUUCUGAGGAAUAAAAAUAUCUGCUGUUAAAA
Messenger RNA from Anarrhichthys ocellatus (wolf-eel), 675 nucleotides. RefSeq names its product jumonji domain containing 8 (gene jmjd8). The record is from RefSeq and is a predicted model, not a curated record. The annotation marks the transcript as partial. Gene Ontology annotation, cellular component: nucleus. Gene Ontology annotation, molecular function: cis-regulatory region sequence-specific DNA binding. The transcript is spliced from 4 exons. NCBI's taxonomy places the organism in Eukaryota, Metazoa, Chordata, Actinopteri, Perciformes, Anarhichadidae.